AUGAGCCGGGCGCUUAUGGACCAUAUCGCCAGUAGUUUCCGAGAAGAUGCUCCUCGACCCCCGGUGCCGGGGGAGGAGGGCGAGGCGCCCUGCUACCCCGGCAAACUCGCAGUGAUGAAACCCGUGGAACCCCCCAAAUCGGUUUUGCUCGGCUCUCCGGGAUCCUCGGCGAGGAGGAACGAGGAUGGUCUUGGGGAGCCAGAGGGGAGUGCCUCCCCGGACUCGCCGCUUUCCCGGUGGACAAAGUCUUUGCACUCUCUCCUCGGGGACCAGGACGGCGCUCUUCUUUUUAGGACAUUCCUGGAGCGAGAGAAAUGUGUCGACACUUUAGACUUUUGGUUUGCCUGCAAUGGCUUUAGGCAAAUGGACCUCAAGGAUACCAAAACGCAGAGAGUCGCCAAAGCAAUUUACAAGCGCUACAUCGAAAACGACAGCAUUGUCGCCAAACAGCUCAAGCCGGCGACUAAAACCUUCAUACGGGAUAAUGUCAAGAAGCAACACAUAGACUCCGCGAUGUUCGACCAGGCGCAGACGGAGAUCCAAACCAACAUGGAGGAGAACGCGUACCAGAUGUUUCUGACCUCUGACAUUUACCUCGAGUACGUGAGGACUGGGGGAGAAAACCCGAAUCACGUCAGCUCGAACGGAUUGGGUGACCUGAAAGUUGUAUGUGGAUACCUGCCCACGCUCAAUGAAGAGGAGGAGUGGAAUUGUGAUUUCAAAGCCAAAGCGCUGGUUGGAUUGUCGGCGAAGGCGCAGAGGACCACCGUGUCCAUGAGGGCGGUGGAGGUGAUGGAAAGAGGAUACAGAUCAUACAAGAGAGGAGACUCGAUCAACCCCUGCCAUGUGGGCUCUUUUGCCCCCGUCAGCAGCACCAAUGACAGCGAGGUUUCCAGUGACGCCUUGACCGACGAUGCCAUGUCUGUGACUGACAGCAGUGUAGAUGGCAUUCCUCCGUAUAAACUGGGCUCAAAGAAACAGAUACAGAGGGAGAUGCAGCGCAACAUGAGGAUGAACAGCCAAGUCUCUCUGCCUGCUUUCCCUCGUACUUGCCGUCCACCCAAGGAGAUGGUCCCAAUGGAGCCGUCGCAGUUUGCAGCUCAGCUCAUCUCCCGCCUGGAGAGCCUGAAGAGAAAGCAGGACACCCUCAGCUCUCUGGAGGAGAAGCUGCAGCAGAUUCAGGAGGAGGAGGAAAAAGAAGACUCCGAGAUCCUAGGAAGUGCUCCCCAGCUCUCUCCCCACCCCUUGACCCUCCUCCCUGGCUCCUCUGACGAGGACCCCCAGGCAAUUCUGGACGAACACCUGUCUCGCGUCCUGAAGACCCCCGGCUGCCAGUCCCCCGCUGUCAUCCGCCACUCGCCUCGCUCCAGCUCCCCAGAGCACAGGCCCAUCAUGCGCACAGGCUUUGGAAUCAAGGCCCUGGUUAGGACAGGGCCCUCCAGUUCUUCUGUCCCUAGUCCUGACCAAGGGGCUAUCACUCGCCUUGGGCCUAACAGGACCUUCGUAAGCAGGCAGAGCACAAAACACAUCCACCACCACUACAUCCACCACCAUGCCAGUCCUAAGACUAAGGAGCAGAUUGAAAGGGAGGCAGCCCUCAGGGUGCAUGGCCUGUGCUCCAGCAGUGCCGAGUGCCAGCCUUACCAGCGCAGCCGCAGCCUGGGCAGGGAGAUGUGUGGGUCGGUCUCAGCAGACAGCAGUGUGGGGCGUUCCAGCUCUCUGUCCAGGCGCAUGUGUCGUUCAGGGGCUGAGGAUGGAGUAGCAGAAAGGUGUGUGGAGGACCUACAGCUGCCCAGUGACACGGCAGAUCCCACCCAGAAUGUGCUGCAGUGGAUCCUGGAAAGUAAACGGCAAGGCAGGCACAAGUCUCACAGUAACCAGAGCACCAAGAAAUCCUUUGGAGGCUCCUCUACGCAGACGCACACGUGGGGUGGUGGUGGAAGCUGUGGCCACCUACGUAGCCACCAGCCAGCCCAACCAUUCAUCCAGGACCCAGCCAUGCCUCCCCUGCCCCCUCCCAACACUUUGGCCCAGCUGGAGGAGGCCUGCCGCCGACUGGAGGAGGUCUCCACCAAGACCACCAAGCAAAGGCAUUCCAUUUCCAGUCUCCAGCAAGAGAAGAGCCACCUCGUUCCUGUCCAGGGUGAAGGGUCCGUCCCUCUGUCUCUAGCCAAUCCCAGCCCUGCUGGCCUCCUCACCACCAGCCCCGGCCUCCAAUCAGAAGAGUUGAAGGAGUGUAAAAAGGGUUUCGGAGGCGAGACGGUGGUGACCUAUUUCUUCUGCGGUGAGGAGAUCCCCUACCGCAGGAACAUGAAGAGCCACAGUCUCACCCUGGGCCACUUUAAGGAGCAGCUCCGCAAGAAGGGCAACUACAGGUACUACUUCAAGAAGGCCAGCGAUGAGUUUGAGUGCGGUGCGGUGUUUGAGGAGGUGUCAGACGACAGCUCCUUACUGCCCACCUACGAGGGCAAGAUCCUGGGCAAGGUGGAAAGGAUGGAGUGAGACCUUCCCAUGUUGUGGAUUAUACAGACGUUUCACACCUCCAUGGAUGUACUCCCUGCAUAUGCUCCAACACACACACACACACACCACAAAAUAUGUCUUUUAAGCUAAGACUAUGACUGGAAAUGUUGUUGAAGGAAUGUCAAAGAGGUUUGGGCAGAUGGACUGGAUGAACGAUGGACAGGAAAAAAAAAAAGGAGGACAAGUUAUCGCUAUUACAGGACUAUCAUAUGGACAACCCGCUUUGAAGUGAAGAAAGUGAAAGACUGUGUGUUGCUGGACUGAAACAUCUUCGUGUUUGCAGAAGAGAAUAAUCUUAAGAGACUCUAGGUGAAUGACCACUCCUCAAAGAAGCGGGCCGGUGGGUUCAAAAGACUGACAGCCUACCUGAGCCUGCCUGCGCUUGCAUCUGCCCACGGGCACUUGCUAGCACACCACUAAUAUGUAUAUGCAGAUAUACAUGUACAUUGCAUUGUAUUGUGAUGCUCGUAUUGCUGUGUAAAGAUUUAUAUUGCUAUUUAUUGGAAAUAUCCCUGCCCUAACUCUAUUAUUCCUCCAUGGACAAGCUGCUUGGAGUUGGAGUAACUUCUCCAAUUUUCCACAUCUGUGAUUUCCCCCCCCCCUUCUGAGCAUCAGUUCUCAAGCAAAGGAAAUGGGUUUUAUGCAUUUUCUGCCCCUCGUAUUGAACUGUAAACUUCAAAAAUACCUCUUCAAAAAACUCCACCUCUGUUCCUGCAGAUUUAGUGGGACAUCAUCUCUGAUCUUUUGGCUGUAGAGCUUACUGCUGAAGCUUUGAGAAUGGCUCUUUAUCACUUAAAAGCUCGAUAAUAUAUUUACUACUGCAGUGCUAUUUGUGGCUGUGUCCCCAUCUGCUCUGAGUGUACUAUGAAAAAAGGAACAAAAAAUGCUAUUCACGUUUAAUUCCCAACUCUGGGACUCUGCCCAGCUAGCCUUGAUCUGUCGCGUCUUAGUGCCUUUGUUUCAGUGGCGCAGGCAUCGCACAAAUAGCCUGUAUUUACUAUGAGGAAACUGCCCUGAACAGGUCCUAGAGUCCCCAAAAUGUGUUUACACCAAUAUUAAUAUUUACCAACAAAAAGCUCUAUAAUGUGCUCCCCAACGUGCUUGCCUAUGUGAUUGUGUGACUGAGUUGCUUUUGAGUAGGGUUACUGUGUGUAUUUGAAACCUGCACUAUGAGCUGCAGAUGAUAACGGUGGUGAUAUACACUAUGUCCAUAGUGUGUUAAUUGAGUACAGUAGCUGUGCCUACAUGGAUUCUUGCCGUGUUUUACCCAAUUUUCAGGGUCCUAUUACUCCCUUGGUUUUUACAAGGGGCCUUAUGUUGAAAAGAUAUUUUUAUGCCUUUUAGUAUCCGUUUCAUCAUGUUUAUGUUUUAUAAUAUUUUUCAUGGCUUCCUUGGCUCCACUUGUAAACUGCAAAUGAUGCGUUCUAUAGAGCUCAGUUAUAAAAGAUGCCUCGGUACUUUAAUUAUUGUAAUUAUGAAGAGAUGUAGCCUUUAUUAAAAUGUUCUAUUUUUCAAAUUA
Molecule: messenger RNA, 4042 nt
Organism: Perca fluviatilis (European perch)
Lineage: Eukaryota; Metazoa; Chordata; Actinopteri; Perciformes; Percidae
Gene: axin2
Product: axin 2 (conductin, axil)
Biological process (GO): negative regulation of canonical Wnt signaling pathway
Source: RefSeq, a predicted model, not a curated record